AGCUCAGAUUUCCAUCAGAGAGCUAAAAGUAUAUUUUUUCCUGAAAUCAAAUCCUCCUUUUAGGGGCUGAACAGAAGCGGGAACAAAUGUAAAACAGAGAAAGACCUUCAGCUAAACAACAAAGCGUUUUAAAACAUGUGUCUUUAAUGCCAGAGCAGGAAAAAAGCUCUUUGUUUGCUUUUUGUGCUCAAAACCCCCUUAUUAGUCAAUGGGAAAUUAGUCAAUGUUUAAUCCGGGGCUCGGUUCCUUGUUUUAUUCAACCGGUGAAGCAAAUCUGAUUAUAAAAACGUCCGAGAGCAGGAUUUGUGAUCAUUCAGACAGGAUGGCUCUGCAAGAAGUCACACUUUUGGGAAUUAUUCUUCUUUUCUCAGAUGUGUGCAGGACGUACGGCAGCGGCGUGUUCUCCAGCUUCAACGGGACGCUGUUCCACCUGAAGUCCAGCUGCGCAGUGACGCUCACACACUUCACUCACGCCGGGGCGGACUGUCACGUCAUCGUCCAGCGCGGGACGACCGGCCUGAUGGACAGAGUGGAGAUCAUCGUCAACAAAAUCACCACGCUCGUCCACAACAACACCGUGACCGUCGACGGCAGCAGAAUUUCCCUCCCAUACGACCACACCUAUCAGCAUGUGUUUCGCUACGGAAUCUACACCAGACUGCAGAGCAAAAUAUUACCAUUGUCUGUCACCUGGUACAGUGUGCCUGAUGGUGUCAGUUCACUUUGGGUGCAACUGAACCAGGGUUUGGUGGAGGGUAUGAGUGGACUUUGUGGACAUCAGAACAGCUCAGAAACGAUGCAGCAGUUGAUUUCCAGCAGCGUCCUUCCUGAUGGUCAAUGCCUGACACAAGACUCUGUUGCACAGACAAACACAGUUUGUAGUGGUGUUUUGUCCCACGCGUACGAAUGUCUCGGCGCCAAAUAUAAAAGCUACCUGAGUCUGUGUUAUAAAAGUAUGAAUGGUUUGUGGCAUCACGAGGUGAACUGCUCCUUCUUCAAAGAGAUUUCCCUGAUGUGCGGCAGCUCCAGUCCGUUCUGGUCAAUAUGGAGGUCCAAAACCAACUGCUCCAUGCCUCUUUGUCCUGGAGAUCUGCGUUAUGUAGAAAUGGGUCCCGCUUUCCCCCCGACCUGCAGCAACCCGCAAAACUCCACCGCGGACUUCACCAGCACCUGCCUGCCGGCUGAAGGAAAGGUCCUGAAUGACCGUAUUAAAGGCUACUCAACCAUAAAUGUGGAGGAAUGUCCAUGCGUGCAUGGAAAAAUGACGUAUGCGCCGAGGCAGGAGCGCAGAACAAAAUGCCAGAGCUGCACCUGCAUCAGAGGUAAAUGGGCGUGUUCUGCAAACACGUGUCCGGUCAAGUGUAUCAUCGAGGGACAGUUCAUUACGACGUUUGAUGGCAAACAGUAUUCUCUUCCAGACAGAUGCACUUAUGUGGCUGCAAGGGGGCUUAACUGGACUUUGAUUGUGCAGUAUUCUGCACAAAGUGUCGUCAUAGAACAGGCAUAUCUCAGCAUCAACCAGGACAAAUACACCUUCUCUGCAAACAGUAUACAACUCAACAACAUAGACAUCGGUGACUUGUCACAAACUGAAUCCACCACCGUUUUUUGGCAGUCCUCGAUGUUCGUUCAAGUCUACACUUCGUUUGGCCUGAAAAUGCAGGUUCAAGUCUCUCCAGAAAUUCAAAUAUAUCUGAAUUUGCCAGCGACUGAAAAUACCAAAGGUCUUUGUGGAACUUAUAAUAAUGACACGAACGAUGACUUCACCACUUUCAGUGGUAUCAUAGAAAGCUCUGUUCAGCUUUUUGCCCAGUCCUGGUCAAUGGGAAGUUGCACACCAAUAACCGGAUGCAUAAACACUAACAACGAGCUAUUUGCUGAGCAGGGCUGUGAUCAGCUGAGAGAUCCAGAAGGAGUGUUUGCUGAGUGUCAUGAUUAUGUUCCCGUCAGUCCCUUUGUUGAGGCUUGCGUUAAGAGAACGUGUCAGUGCUCCAGAGCAUUGCAGGAUUGCUUGUGCGUCUCCUUCGGGAACUACGCAAAAGCCUGUGUGGCUCAAGGGAUCACGGUUGAAGACUGGAGAUCUGGGACAAACUGCGUUCCUCCGUGCAUGGGCAACCUGAUGUUCGCCUACGAAACGAUGGCUUGUAACCAUACCUGCCGUUCCCUGUCGGCCCCCGAUCCCACCUGUGCAGUGCUGGACGACCCUGUGGAGGGGUGUGGAUGCGCGUCGGACUCUCACCUGGACAACCAGCAGACCUGCAGCCCUAAGACACUGUGCAGCUGCUACCAUCCUGGAGGAGUCGCGCCUCCGGGUCCAGUGGUUAUCGGUGGACGCCAAUGCUUGUGUGAAAAUGGACAGCUACGGUGUCCCCGAAUUUGCAAUUGCACAGCGGGAAAGAUUUGUGUGGAUUGCUCACAAAUACCGGUCAACACGGCCCAUAGGACAUGCGGAAGCUUGACCAAACCCGUGAGUAAUGAUGGCAGCUGUUUCAGUGGCUGUUAUUGUCCGGGUGGCCUUUUUGAAGAUCAUAACGGUGGUUGUGUGACUCGCGAUAACUGCACCUGCGAAUUCAGCGGGAGAGUUUUCGAAACUGGACAGAGUGUGCUGACGAAUUGUAAAACAUGCACAUGUAGAGGUGGUGAAUGGUCCUGUGUUGAUGAGGAAUGUUCAGGAACAUGUUCGGUGUUUGGGAAUGGACAGUAUCAAACAUUUGACUCCAAAUGGUACAGAUUCGACGGAAACUGCCAGUACACCUUGGCUAAGGACGCCAGUUCAAGAGGGAGCUUUGCAAUUAAAACCGAAAGUGUUCCUUGUUGUGAUGAAUCGUUGACGUGUUCCCGCGCCAUCUCAGUGGAGCUCCUGGGCACCGUCACUCUAAUUCUGAGCGAUAUGAAGGUAACAGAGAGACUUCCAGCAGGGGGCGCUGUGCUGGCAGAGCCUCUCUAUUCAGUCCACAUGGUGGGCCUUUACAUCAUCAUCUCAGCUCCCAAAUUGGGCAUCACUGUAAUCUGGGACAAACAUACCAGGGUCAGCAUUCAACUGGAGCAUCGGUGGAGAGUAAGAGGUUUUUUGUUUUUAGGAUUUGUAUACAGCCGUUACUUUGUGAUCUUAUCACAUGUAAAAUCGACAAGCUCUCCUGUUAAAUUUUGACUCUGCUGUGGUAAAUCAGCUGUGUAAUGUCU
Danio rerio (zebrafish) is the source of this 3183-nucleotide messenger RNA. The record is from RefSeq and is a predicted model, not a curated record. Lineage: Eukaryota; Metazoa; Chordata; Actinopteri; Cypriniformes; Danionidae.